AUGAUGUCGGCUGACUGCUACAGAGUGGCGAGAAAUUUCCAGCUCCGGAUCAGCCUACGACUGCCUGACACCCCUAGAGUUACAUUCGACGGUUUUCCUCGAGAUGACCACGAUAAGAUAAAGAGAACUUUGGACGACUACUACAACAUCAAACUCGAGACGAAAGAUCCUGCUUUGAAGGGAUAUAAUUGGGGUAAAGUCAACGUGCUCAAUCAUGAUAUCGAAUUUUCGGUACAAAACAAAACAGCCUUUGAAAUCCCACUUUCCGCCGUGGCCAAUUCCAACGUUGCAGGUAAAAAUGAAGUCUCUCUCGAAUUCGCCCCACCUGCUUUCAAAAAAGAUCCAAAGAAUCUCUCACUGAAACCGAUGGAUGAAAUGGUGGAAAUCCGCUUUUACGUUCCUGGGAAGAGUGUAAAACCAAGAGGGAGCGACGCUGGUAGUGAUGAUGAGUCAGAAGUGGAGUUGGAUGAAGAUGGUAAUGAGAUAACUGCCGCACAAGCUUUACACAGUGCCAUCGCUGAGAAAGCGGAUAUUGGGGAAGUAGUGGGAGACAGUAUUGUAUCUUUCUCAGAUGUUCUCAUAUUAACACCUAGAGGACGUUACACAUUAGACUUUUACCCUGAUUCAGUCCGAUUAUUAGGAAAAAGCACAGAUUACCGUGUUCCCUUCACCAGCGUCCGCCGAUUAUUCCUCCUUCCUAAACUGGAUGAUUUACACGUACAACUUGUCAUCGGUCUAGACCCACCUAUACGACAAGGCGCUACUAGAUAUCCUUUCUUAGUUCUUCAAUGGCCAAAAGAUGAGGAAGUGGAUGCUGAAUUGGCCAUGACGGAUGAAGAACUAGCCAACUAUCCCGAUUUGAAAAAGAAAUACGACGCACCUUCAUUCACCGUCAUUUCUCAAGUAAUCAAAUCUUUCACAGGCAAAAGAGUCACUCCUCCCGGUAGUUUCAGAAAUGCUCAAGGAUUGAAUGGUAUCAAAGCCAAUGUCAAGGCUGUUCAAGGAGAAUUAUACUUUUUGGACAAGGGUCUUAUCUUUAUUGCGAAACAACCGAUUUUAAUUGAUUUCUCAAAAACUGAGACUAUCUCUUUCUCACGUGUGGGAGGAGGUAUCGCAUCAGCCAGAACAUUCGACAUGAGAGUUGUUUCCCGAGCAGAAGGGACAGAUAUCAUCUUUUCUUCCAUCAAUAAAGAAGAGAGUGCACAUAUCACAGCGUUUUUGAAAGAAAAAGGUGUUAGAGUGAAAGAUGAGAUUGAAGAA
Molecule: messenger RNA, 1260 nt
Organism: Tremella mesenterica DSM 1558
Lineage: Eukaryota; Fungi; Basidiomycota; Tremellomycetes; Tremellales; Tremellaceae
Exons: 7
Cellular component (GO): FACT complex; nucleus
Molecular function (GO): DNA binding; histone binding; nucleosome binding
Source: RefSeq, a predicted model, not a curated record